Cryptomeria japonica (Japanese cedar) is the source of this 1368-nucleotide messenger RNA. RefSeq names its product probable L-type lectin-domain containing receptor kinase S.5. The transcript is spliced from 2 exons. Gene Ontology annotation, cellular component: plasma membrane. Gene Ontology annotation, molecular function: protein kinase activity; carbohydrate binding; ATP binding. The record is from RefSeq and is a predicted model, not a curated record. Gene Ontology annotation, biological process: protein phosphorylation. NCBI's taxonomy places the organism in Eukaryota, Viridiplantae, Streptophyta, Pinopsida, Cupressales, Cupressaceae. Bases 1 to 1368 code for a protein of 455 amino acids.
AUGUCCACUCUAGUAAAAAUCACGUGGAUCUUUCUCACAAUUCCAUGCACUCUUUUCUUAAUUGCAGAAGCCCAAGACGUUAAUUUCAAUUUCCCUUCCUCUGAUAAUGAAAUUCAAUUACUUGAAGAUGCUCACGACCCUGAGUUUGGACAGGGCAUUGAACUCACAAAGAGCGGGGUUCGUGACAAUUUGAAAUGGAGUGUGGGUUGGGCAGUUUACAAAAGACCAGUUGAAAUAUGGAGUAAAUCUUGUGGGGGCCUUGCAUGCUUUCAAUCCUACUUUCAGUUUCAAAUAGACCGUGGGACACCAACCAAAAUGAACUAUUAUGCUGAUGGUCUUACAUUUUUCAUGGCUCCUCUGGGAUCCCAACCCCCACUAAACGGAUCAGGUAUGUGGCUUGGACUGUUAAACAAAACAUCCAAUGGUAAAAGAUCGACCCAAAAAGUUGCUAUUGAAUUUGAUACAUUCAAGAACGCAAUAAUAGAUGAAUACUAUGGCGUCAAUUCAAAUGAUCCAGAUGAUAUUCAUGUGGGGCUAGAUAUCAAUAAUAUUACUUCUGUGAAGACUGUUUCUUUGUCUGAUAGGCUUAACAGUGGAGGAAUAUGGGAAGUGUGGAUUGAUUAUGAUGGGCUUCUUAAGGAGCUCCAGGUAUAUAUGGCUCAUAACAGAUCAAACUUCAGUUCUCCUCGUCCUCAAUAUCCAACACUUAACUAUACUUUGAAUCUCUCAGAUUUUCUUCCUGAAAAGGUCACAAUUGGCUUCUCUGCUUCAACAGGACUUUCCAACCAGAUGCACAAGGUUAUCUCAUGGAACUUCUCAAGCCAAACCAGUUGGGGCGUCCAUCAUAAAGGGCAACUUUCCAAGAUAAUCGCCUCUCUCGUGGGCGUGGUCGUGGCUAUACUAAUCAUUAGCGCUGUAAUCUACAAGCUUACCAAUAAGAAAACAGCAAAAUCAGAUAGAGACCCAGAAAUUCCAAAUCCCAAUGGUUUUCACUUUGAUAAAAUUAUAGAAAGAGUUGAUGAUGAGAUGAGUCCCAAUAGAAGCCCUCGGGUAUACAGUUAUGAAGAGCUAAGUAGGGCGACUGCUGAUUUCAGACAAGAUUUAAUACUCGGACAGGGAGGAUUUGGAAGGGUUUACAAAGGAAGUCUAGAGGAUGGAGAAACAGUAGCAGUGAAAAGAAUCUAUCGGAACUCUGAGGAGGGAAUCAGACAAUAUGAAUCAGAAAUUGCAAUAAUUGACAGCUUGACACAUCCUAAUUUGGUUCCUCUUUUGGGAUGGUGUCAUAACAGAAACGGCGAACUUCUUCUCAUUUACCAAUACAUGCCCAAUGGCAGUCUGGACAAAUACUUGUUUGUAGGACAAGCUUGA